This is a messenger RNA of Spizellomyces punctatus DAOM BR117, 1751 nucleotides long. RefSeq lists its product as uncharacterized. NCBI's taxonomy places the organism in Eukaryota, Fungi, Chytridiomycota, Chytridiomycetes, Spizellomycetales, Spizellomycetaceae. The coding region runs from base 322 to 1635 and encodes 437 amino acids. The transcript is spliced from 6 exons. Gene Ontology annotation, molecular function: metal ion binding. The record is from RefSeq and is a predicted model, not a curated record.
CGAUAACACAAAAACAAAAUUCAAAAGAUGGUCGCAAUUCCAGUCGUGACCUACCGAUAAUGACUGUGAAAGGUCCUGCGAACAUGCAACUCGCUAAAGAUGCUGCGAAACGAUCGCUCAGAAAGCAGGUCGAUCUGAACGCCGAUCGCUUACCUAUGUCACGUGACCUACCAACAGCAGCCAUGACGUUCCAACGUUCACAAAUCUCUCAGCAGGAGGGUUUUCCCGAUUUCAAGAGGGUUGGUGGACAUUCCUUUCAGUCGUGCUUAUUCCGACUCCGCACCUGCUCUCUCCAACGCUAAGUUUUGACGCUUUGCGAUAAUGCUCGCGUCCACGGAAAGCCACGGGAAAAAGGAAAGUACUACAGCGUACGACCUGCUUUAUCAAGCUUUUGGGCACAAACAAGAAACCAAACGAGGGAGAAUCCAAAUAUCGAACCCCAUACCUCAACACGACAUCUUACACGAAAACCAGCGGUCGCGAAGUAAUGCUGGUAUUGGCACAGCAAGCGCCGACGAACAUUCCGCGAAAAAAGCCGAUAACAGUCUCCUACCUUCGACCUCAAGCUUACACUCUCGAGCCCCACGAAGUACCACUAAAUCUCAAGCUGCUUCAAGAAAAGGAAGCAAUGACUCCAUCACACUUGCCCCACCCUUUUCCGCUCGCUUUGGCCUAGCUGCCGUUCCUCAUCGUUCUGCAAAAUCCUAUGCUGUACGGAGACCAACACGCUCAAGACCUUCUCUAUCGUCCCUACCAUCCUUGAACGAUGAGUUCGAGGACAGAACGGAAUAUAGUGUGCGAACUGUGUUUCGCCGACCUCCGAAUCCUGUUCAGACAUUUGAGAACAUACAUAAGCUCGCCGAAAUCGAAUUCUUCUUUCUAGGAAAGCCACUGGUAGGCACACGUAUCUUUCUUAGAGACGAUGUGGUUUACAAAGUUCGGAUAGAUGGCGACGAGCGGUAUAGCGAACCGCGAAGACUCUUCCUUUUAAGCGAUAUGCUAAUAUACGGUACCCCACUGGGGCAAGUGGCGACUGAUCAUCUUGCGAAUGCAUAUGAUCGGCAGACGAUUCUGUUGUUGGCAGAUUUGGAGGUUAUGGCCGUUGAUGAUACUGAUUACGCGUUGGUGGAUAUAGAGACGCCAACCCAGUCAUUGCGCGUUGGGUUUGACUCAAACGCCAAGAGAGACGAAUGGAUAGCGGUUGCACGAAGGGCAGUAGCCGAAACUCAUGCAUGGGAGGCGCGACAACGACGACGAAGGCAUUCAAACGCGUCACAAUCGUCGCUAUCUGAAUGGAAUCUUUUCAAACUCUGGCAAGGUGUUGACUUUGCAAGCAACAAGAGGGGAACUGUCGUGGAUCGCAAAGUCAGUAUGUCCACGGUGAGCAGCGUGGAGUCGGUGGCAGUGCCAUGGAUACCCGAUCAUGAGGCUACCGUUUGCAUGAUCUGUCAAACAACAAAAUUCAGCAUGAUGAUUCGAAAGCAUCAUUGCAGGCAAUGUGGUCGGGUCAUUUGUUGGAAAUGCUCGCGAUUAGAUAUCGGCGUGCGUGUUUGCACAGAGUGCUAUGCAGAAGCAAACAUGUAUUCUUCCGCACGCAGCGAGGCGUCACGAGAUUCGAUCGUAUCUCAGCCUUAAUAGAUUGUUUUCAACAAAAUUAUGAUGACCGCCGAUGGUGGAUGAUUGGGUGCAAAUAACUAGUGGCAUGAUAUUUACAGAACACCGGUAGAGUAUCCUUUCUUGAAGAAUUGUAC